AUGGAUGUAACCGGUUUCCCUCACCAAGUCGGUGGUCACUUCGGUCUCUUAACAUGUUCGGGUCAUGUGUGUAAGCCUUUGAAUCAACGUGAAUACUCCUUCUACCAACAAAUCACACCCAACCUCCAGUCUUUUACUCCAAAGUUUUGUGGUAAGUACGAAGAGGAUAGUACGAUGUUGGUGUUUAGGUCGAGUACGAGUCAAUUUGAGCACGUCUCAGGAUGGUACUGUGUAUAUGAGUACGGAUCAGACGAUACAAUGUCAUUCGCCCAAGAAUACGCUGUGUGUUUGUGAUAACGACGAAGUUUCUACCAGUACUAGUACUGAGGAUUCCAACGUGAACGAUGAGAAGAAGAUGACAUUUCGAUUGCGUAAUAAGAGGGUGGAGGCAGAAAGUGUCACUAAUGCAUGGGCAGGGCAAUGUCAGAGCAAGGUAAGCUCAUUUUGAAAAAAAGUUUAAAAUUUAAAUUUUUGAUUGAAAUUUGUAACUCUUUCACAAAAAAUGAUGUUUUUCUUUACUACUGUAACUUGAACUUUUAAUUAAAGACUGUAUUGACAUUAUUACCUAGUAUAACAUUGCAGGUUGUACAAAAGCUUUUUAACGGAUACGACAAGUGGUUUAUUGUGAUAGAAGACAUGGUAUCAGCGUUCGCGAAGCCUUGUGUGAUAGAUCUCAAAAUGGGUACUCGACAGUACGGUGACGAUGCUUCAGCACAGAAGCGACUGAGUCAGCAUCAGAAGUGUCGACAGUCGACGAGCGAGGAGAUGGGCGUCAGAAUGGUGGGGAUGCAGUUGUACGAUCGACGAACAAAGUCCUAUGUCUAUGUUAACAAGUACGAAGGGCGCAGGAUGGAUCGGCUGCAGUUUAUCUCUGCUUUGACCGUCUUCUUUCGGUAGGAUAAUACAAACGGUUGCGUUAUAUCGUUAUUUAUAUAUUUUUAAGUUUAGGCGUUACCACAGUAUCUUUUAUCUUAUGUAAGUUAUCAUGAUAUUAUCCAUCUUUUCCAGAUCUUCUGGCACCCAGAGGUCAAAGAAGUUCCUCGAGAGGCUGCUGGAGCUGUCCAAAGUGAUGAGCUCUUCAGAAGGCUACCGUUUCUUCUCCUCCUCCCUGUUAAUAGCCUUUGACGACAGUCCCACAGCCUCAUCUGAUGUUGUAGUAAGCAUGAUCGACUUUGCCCACUCCACCUUCCCCGGCUUCCUAGAAGACAAGGUCUACGAAGGGAUGGACGAGGGAUACCUACUGGGAAUAAACUCGUUAUGUACAAUAUUAUGCGAUAUAAUCGAAGAUCUGAACGCCGAAAUAGAGGAGGGCCUGGUGCCUAGUCCAGACUGGAAUCUGGUCAAAUGCCGGAAACGCAAAUUCGAUCUGGAAUCGGCUACAGAAGAGCUCACGGUACCCGAACUUCUGGUCACUGACAGCAACUAA
This is a messenger RNA of Bursaphelenchus okinawaensis, 1426 nucleotides long. The record is from the annotation of a GenBank genome assembly. NCBI's taxonomy places the organism in Eukaryota, Metazoa, Nematoda, Chromadorea, Rhabditida, Aphelenchoididae.